UUGCCAAACAAGAGUACGGCAAAGAGUUGAAGUGGACCUCAGGUUCGGUGCAGUUUGAGUUGGCGCGCGCGCGUUUCUGAUAAACAAAAGUGCGAGCUUAGUAAAUGGUGCUCAUUUAUUACGAAAUUAACAUUCAUACAAAUGUCUCAUUGUUAACCAAAUUAACAUAACAUUUUAAUAUUCAAGAUGUAAAUGGUUGUUCGGUAGCAGGCUGUUUGUUAGUGAGAAAAUUGGAAAAUUAAUUAUCGACAUCCUGAAGAUAGGGGAUAAAAAAAUCCUACCAACGAGUUUUAUCCUGAAGAAUCCUUUGAGAUAAGACCUCACUCCAAACUGCGCUCUAGAACUUGUGUGUGUUCGUGCGUGCGCGCGUGCGUGCGUGGGAAAAAGUUGGCAUUGGCGACGUCCCGGGCCAGGCAGGGAGGGCGACGGCGCGAGGUAAAACAAGACAAUGAAAGACCGCAAGUGCGAGUCGCUCUUCUCCUUCCGUCGGAGCAACAACCGUUACUCCCUCCACCUGGAGAAGACCAACAAGAAGGAGGAGGAAGUGCAGCUGAAGAGGGCGUCGUGGUCCUCCUUCCCCCUGCUCAAGUUCUCCUCCUACGACGACAAGGGCGCGAGGGAGGAGCUCGCCACCAAGAGCCAGAGUAGCGAGGACGUCAAGCACCCGCACGUGAACACCCCCAAAGUCGGCUGCAACUUCCUGCGCGGGUCGACUGCCAGCAUACGAAGCGCCUUCUCUAGUUCGUCGUCGUCGUCGUCUUCUUCGUCAUCGUCUUCGUCGUCGUCUAGCCCUCGGAUACAGAGCUCGGGGUCGAGUGGCAAGAGCUCGAUCACGAGCAUCUUGGAAGGGUCGAUUUCCGACAGCCACUACGAUUCAAGCAGCACCGUCGAGGAGAACCCGCCUUAUCUGCCGGGCCCCCGCUACCACCACCGCGCGACGACGGACGCCCACCUGUCGCGGAGCGCCAGCGAGGUGAUCUCGCCUUAUACGCCGAAUUACUACCUGUCCGACGACAGGGGGACGUCUUCCGUUCCGUCCCUCUACAGACAAGAAGAGACGAUGAGUCCCACGUCGCCGAAAAUCGUCUACGCCCACAAAAAGACACCGGACCUCAGGAGGAAGUCGAGGAAACAGCUACUACAGGAAUACGAGCUGAUGAGAGAGAAUGGCUCUUUACCUAACAACCUCGAGUUAAUCCAUGGCGAAAAGGAGGAGGAGGAAGAGAAGGAGAACGUCAUCCCCCGGACGCGAUCGGCCAGGUCCCUGGGCAAGGCCAAGGGUAACUUCAAGUUCAUGCCCAGCUACAAGUUUCUGAGCAAAGUCGACAGCAAGUACAAGAAAGCGCAGGCGAGCGACAAGGCCCGAGAGAAGAGACGCGACAGAGAGGAUGUCCCAGUGAUAAGUAGUACACCGGAGGUUCGGCCAACAGCCUCGCUUGAUAACGCUAAUGUCAGCCUGUCGGGGACUGUCACGUCCGCGGGAGAUAAUCUGCUCGCGGAGGACCAACGGCACUCUCCUUCGGUAGCCUGCUCCUCCACCAUCUCCUCCUCCUCCUCGUCAUUCACAUCAUCGUCCUCCUCCUCGUCUUCGCCCGUAUCUCCGCAGUACGGCGCGCUGCCCUAUUCGGUGACGUCCUUCCUCAACACCCAGUUCUCCCAGCUGGUCUCCGAGGAGCCGCCGCCCCCGCCCACCUUUGGGGUCAUCAACGACAUCAUCGAGGAGGAGGAAGACAGCGAGUGCGACCUGAGCGAAUUUAUGGUGUGCGCCGAGGAGAGCAGCUGCUUCGAAAGGAGUCUCGAGGACAAGCUCGAAAUGCUGGGCGACAAGGAGGUGGUGGUGGACGAACACGACAGGGAGAUCCUCGACGACAGCCACGGCAGCGACUUCGGCCAGAGUCCGCAGAAGAGGCAAGACCUCAAAUUGAAUCUGGUCAAGCCUCAACACGCCGCCAUCAACAAGGUAUAUAAGACACGCCUUCUGAGACACAUUUCCGAGGAACCAGACAGUGGAGGCGGAGCCAGUGGCAGCGAAGAAGACAUAGAAUUAAGGUCUCCUUGUCGUUCCAGUACUCCAGGGACACCACGAAGCCCGGCUAUUGAUAUCGAUGGCGUAUUUAAACAGAAGCAAAAAGAAAUUGAAGACGGCAACACAGAUGACAUGUCCCGGGUCAAAGAUUUAGCUAUGAGACUGAAACUGGCGACACGUCGGCCAUCGUACUUGGAAUGGCUCGGAACAAUCAGGCAGAAGAGCCAGGAGAUGACCAGCGUCUUGGAAUCCCACCCACCCCUUGUUCUCGAGGAAGGAAAACCAGAGGAAGAACCUACCGACGAAGUGAGGAAGAAGAAUCUUCAGAGUGCCCUCUGCUGGCUGAGACAAGAACUUAUCGACAUGCGCCAACAGGACCAACAGUUAGCACGACAACUGAUGCAGUUAAGGAUCGAGCUCCAGAGAGUACGCUUGCUCAGAUCUUGCAACAACCACCAAGCCUUGGUUGACGAGGUUGCCAACGAAGCAGAGGAGGCCAGGACCUUCGAAUCAAAUGACCUCUGCGAAGUCCCGCCGGACCUUAGGGAGGCCUUUUCACCAAUACUUCGAGAGAUUGGAGUAACUCGUAUGAAUAUCACUAGUCGUCGUUUCUCUUUGAGAUGAGGGAAAGAACUUCUGCAGCCUUCCCACCCCGAAUGAAGUUACACAUCGUGCUACGAUUGAACCCACAGAAACAGAAUCGUUGGAAAUAUUUGUUACAGUGAGCCAAACCAAUAGGCAAGCUGCAUUUUGGUUUUGAUCGUACAAAUCAUUUCUUCAGAAUCUUUUGAGACAAAGUGACUGUAUAUUUUCUACCUACGAUAUUCUUCCUCUUAGCAGGUUCAACUUCCUAGACUACUUUCUCCUUCACACAAAUGUAUGUUACCUUAUGUUUCAAAGUUGAAUAGAAUUAUUUUUAUAUGAGCCAUAGAAUAGCUUUAAAAGUGCUUGUAAUUCCUAGAGUUGAACCUCGUCAAGGUUUUGUUAGUCAGGGGGAAUUCUGGUGUAUAAAUGAAAGCUCCUGUUUGUAAAUAAUAUCUGGGGAGGAAAUGAGAGUACGAAGGUGCUGCUUUCAUCUGGAUUUCGUGGAAAACGAUGCUCCAGCCAUACCACACAACACUAAAUAGACUAUCCCAAACUAAUUUAGCCCCUUCCACACGACGGGCAAAGACACGACGGCCACUCGGAUUUGCCCGUAAUCAUCUCGCUUUUUCAACAGUGUUACCAGAUCAAACAAUCCAAGGCAGACAGUAAUCACAGGCGGGCGAACCUAUGAUCUGGACCACACUCGUGAUCGUAAUCCACUCGCAAAAUUGGUAACAGUGUCUGCCCGUCAUGGAUUUGCCCCUCGUGUGGACUGGAAGGGGCCUAAAACUUCAAAAGAGACCUCGAGAUUAAGGCGUAUUUCCACACAAAAGACAAAUAAGGUAACUGAUGAAAAACACGAACAUCCUCUGAGAUCAAAGUUACUACAACCACAUUCCAUUCAAUGAAUUGCCAUAGCAACACAAAACGUAAUACCUAAAGUGCAAGCAAAUGAUACUGUGACUGUACAAGUUGAUCUGUACAAGAUAAGACGAAAUUCUACACAACUUCGAAUCAGCAUCUUAUUCUUGUAAAACAGAGAUUACAAAAACUGCAGUUAAUGUAACCAAAAGUAUAACCCUGCAAAAUUAAGCAUCCCCGUCCAACCCCAUUCUAGAAAAUGACAGAUAUCGGUACAGGUCCAAUCUCUUGAACUCACACUGUCACGAAGACUUCGUUCAGACCUACAUUAAUGGGAAAAAAAAUACCUGAAAUUGGACAAUGUUCCAUUGUGAAACAUCAAUAUCUAGAUGCCGAUGCUCUACGAAAUAAGCAACAUGUGCUAAUUCUAAGAAUACAGAGUCCUCUUAUACAUAUAAUGAAUACCUAUCAAAUUUAUUGAAACUGGCUGAGCAUGGCAUCUCUCAAUGAUGGUCUAACGUGUGAUUACUAUUGCUGAAGAAGUAGAAAGGCAUUUUAUAUUACUGAUUUUGAAUACAUAGUUUAUUUUGUGAAAAGGGGAUUCUGUUAUCAACUUCACAAAAAAGGUGUAUUCGGAAGUUCAAAAUUGAAGGACUUUUGUACAGGAAAUUUUGGGGAUUAGCCCAAAUUUUUUUAAACAGCUUAAGAAAUCUGUCUUGUAUAGUAUUCCGACAAUAGUAGCGUGCUUGCAGCAUUCACAAAAAACAAGGAGAAAAAAAGUAAAAAAUAUUUUCAAUCUAAAGUAACAACAGGAAAAAGAAUAAAGAGAAAGUAGGCGUUGCUACUUUCCGAAGAAUAGGCAAAAGUUAUACAGAAAUAUUUGGGUAAAAUUGAGGUACUCAGACUGCUAGUCAUAUCUGUUCUUGUUGAAUCUACUCACUCACGACUGAAUAGUGUCAAAAGUAUUUUCUUUUCCUGUUAUAAUCUUCAUGGUUUGCGAGACCUGAAAUAUAGUGUGUAUGAAUCUUGUUGAAUAAGCGCAAGGUUAUUGUGUAUAGAAUCUUGUUUCUUUCUGUAAUCACUACUUAGUCAUGUAGUAAACAUGUAAAUAAAGACAUUACUUAUA
Macrobrachium nipponense is the source of this 4598-nucleotide messenger RNA. RefSeq lists its product as uncharacterized. The record is from RefSeq and is a predicted model, not a curated record. The coding region runs from base 449 to 2650 and encodes 733 amino acids. Lineage: Eukaryota; Metazoa; Arthropoda; Malacostraca; Decapoda; Palaemonidae. The transcript has 8 exons.